This is a messenger RNA of Rhinichthys klamathensis goyatoka, 786 nucleotides long. It is a transcript of the gene siva1, whose product is annotated as SIVA1, apoptosis-inducing factor. The record is from RefSeq and is a predicted model, not a curated record. NCBI's taxonomy places the organism in Eukaryota, Metazoa, Chordata, Actinopteri, Cypriniformes, Leuciscidae. Gene Ontology annotation, biological process: extrinsic apoptotic signaling pathway. The transcript is spliced from 4 exons. The coding region runs from base 126 to 620 and encodes 164 amino acids. Gene Ontology annotation, molecular function: CD27 receptor binding.
UCCUUAAAGCGCGAACGCGUGUUGUUUUCCUUCACGCUCGCGCUGUUGAUUAGUUCUGUUGUUGAGUUUGUUUUUUCCUUUUCCUCAUCUUUAAUCGUCGUGUUUUAUAACCUAUCGUUUUUAAAAUGCCUAAGAGAUCCUAUCCUUUCAGCGAAAGCUUCUCCUCGCAGUAUAAAGUCCAUGUUGGCCUGAAGGAGAUCAAUAACUGUGGCGUUUUUGGACUCAAAUACAAACAAGAGAUUUACGAGAAGACCAAAAGCCUGCUGUUCAACGGGACCAAAGCCGUGAUGGGUCGCAUCUGGAAGGCGGAUGAGGAGGAGAAGCGUCCGGAUCCGGUCCCGGGACAUCAGACGCUCCUCCGGGGACAGACCAUCAUCGGGCUCGACGGGAGACUGAAGAAAGCAGACGCUGAUCCAGGUUGUGCAGCGGCUCCGUCAGCGUGUUGUGUGUGUCAGCGGGUCUCGGGUUCGAGGAGGCCGUGUUCUCAGUGUGAGCGUCCGGCGUGUCCCGUGUGUGUUCAGCAGUGCAGCGUUUGCUCCGAGCGCAUCUGCUCCCUGUGCUCCGUCACCGAUUACAGCGAGCGCUACGAGCGAGUCCUCUGCUGUGGAUGUUCAUCCUGAUGGAGGAGCGCUCUCAACUGAUGGGUGCAUGCCAAGAUUAUUUUUAAUGCUUUACCUAUUAAAUGUAAAUGAGAUUACUAUUUUAUAUAUGCCUGCAUUGUUUCCUGCUCUUUCCCUUUACUUGUGUACAUACUUAAUGAAAUAAAUACUUGAUGUUGAUGCUUUC